AUGCAUCAUAAGAAUAGAAAGUAUGAAUUUGAAAAUGAUAAGCAACCACAAGUUCCAAAUAAAAGUCAUUAUGUUGAUAAUAUUGAUGUUGAAAUUCUUGAUAUUGUGCCCAUUGAAAAUGAUAAUCUUGAUAGUGUGCCCAUUGAAAAUGAAAAUCUUGAUAGUUUGCCCAUUGAAAAUGAUAAUAUUGAUAGUGUGUCCAUUACUGAUGAAGCUAAUAAUGAUUGUGAUAAUUUUGAGAAAGUUAAUAGUGAAAAUCAUAAUGUUGAUUAUGAUAUAUUUGAUCCAAGAAAUUGGGAUCAUCUUCAGCCUAAACUGAUUGAUUUGUUAGUUGUGAAAGGUCCUAAAAGAGAUGAUUAUAUUGUGAAGGGUCUUAGAGAUAGUUUGAAUAGACGUUUUACGACUAAUUUAUAUAUGUUAGAUCUUUAG
Molecule: messenger RNA, 429 nt
Organism: Vicia faba (fava bean)
Lineage: Eukaryota; Viridiplantae; Streptophyta; Magnoliopsida; Fabales; Fabaceae
Source: the annotation of a GenBank genome assembly